Molecule: messenger RNA, 2040 nt
Organism: Mustela lutreola (European mink)
Lineage: Eukaryota; Metazoa; Chordata; Mammalia; Carnivora; Mustelidae
Gene: FAM221A
Product: family with sequence similarity 221 member A
Exons: 8
Coding region: 171-1037 (288 amino acids)
Source: RefSeq, a predicted model, not a curated record
CCUCACGCAGCCAUGGAGCGGCUGACCUUGCCUUCCGGCGGCGCCGCGGCAGUGGACGAGUACCUGGAGUACCGGAGGGAUGCCAACUUUUAAUUUCUUAAGGAAUGAAGAAAUAGUGGUGGCUUAAUUGUUCCCAUAAAACUUUGAAGUUAAAGUUUUGGAAUUAAAGGAUGAUUACUGAAUAUAUAUGUGGGUUUGAGCUUGUGCAGAUCCCAAGAAUUGUUGGUGAGGACGAUGGAGGGAAACUUUUUACUCCUGAAGAAUAUGAAGAAUACAAAAAAAGAGUAUUACCUAUGCGCUUGCAGAACAGAUUAUUUGUGAGCUGGCGGUCACCAACUGGAAUGGAUUGUAAGCUUGUGGGUCCAGAGACACUAUGUUUUUGUACACAUAGGUAUAAGCAACAUAAAACUGACUUUGAAACGAUUCCGCAGCAACGCCCCAUCAGUCUCCCUUGCCGAGUGAGCGGCUGUGGGUGCAGGGCGUACCUUUACGUCCCUCUGAAUGGCGCGCAGCCCAUUCGCUGCAGGUGCAAGCACUUUGCGGAUCAGCACAGCGCUGCACCCGGCUUUCUAUGCAAUGCCUGUUCCAAGUGUUCGGGAUUCCAUAGUUGCUUCACUUGUGCUUGUGGUCAGCCUGCAUAUGCUCAUGACACAGUCGUGGAAACUAAGCAAGAAAGACUGGCUCAGGGAAAGCCAGUGGGGCAGGAUGUCCCUUAUGCAGCAAUGGGAGGCUUAACAGGCUUCAGCUCACUGGCAGAAGGCUACAUGCGAUUAGAUGACAGUGGGAUUGGUGCACCUUCGAUUGAAUUAUUAGAUUCUCCAGCUACAGCCAUGGACCACCCAUUUCUAAAAGCAUUUCAAACAUCAUCUAGUUCUUCUCCACUGACAGAUGUAGGUACAAGUAGUCAAGUUUCUUCCUUAAAGAGACCUGAAGAAGAUGAUAUGGCUUUCUUUGAAAGACGAUACCAAGAAAGGAUAAAAAUGGAAAAGGUUGCUAAGCAGAAAGGAAAAGCACCAUCAAGUACAAAACCUUCAUGAAGACCAUUGGGAAAAAUUAAAACCAUCAUCCAAAUAGGUCUUGUUUGUGUUUGUUUAAAUACAUCAAUACAGUUUAUUUUCUCUUGAAUUAUUUACUUAUUUUACUAUGUAAAUCUGUCAUUUUGGUUGUUUCCUUAAUUUAUUUAAACAAGUGAAAAUUAUAUUACUUUUAUCAAAAUUCAUGAUUACUAUUUUGUAUAUACUUUUUAUCUCUCCUAACAAAUGAGGUUGUUUUCAUAUUAGUCAAAACCUGAAAAUACAGUAACUGUUUUUAGUCUGUCAUAAUUUAACUUUUUGAGGUUAUUUAAAAAAUUAAGUAGGUUAUUUUGGGUUUUGAAUAAAUGUAUAAGGAACACUAUUUAAAAAUAGUAAGUUAAAAUCCCUAUUUUUUAUUUUUCAAACUUUGUAAUCUUGAUUUAUGUUUUUAAAUAAAGUGUAUUUAAAAAUUAUAUAAUCAUUUUCUAGUGGUGUCUACUGAUUUUUAAGUAGUUUUAUUGAUUAUGCAUUUUAUAUAACUGUAUUGAACUUCUUGUGUGCCACCUCAAAUCCUCUUGCCUGCACCUCUUACUCCUGGACUGCUGUGAAACACUUCCAGGCAAGCUUCUGACAGCUUCUCAUGGAAGCCAUUUGAUGGCAUUUCAUCUUGAAAACAUUUCAUGAUUCCCUUACUUUUUUCUCCAGGUAUCCUCUGACAGUGUGGCUUAGGAUUGCCUACUGGAGCCUCUCUGCCAUCAUAGAUGUGUGAAAGAUAUGGAGGAGUUAAUGACCUUGGGGCCACCCUUGACUUAUGAAUAAAUGCUCUCUCUUCCAUCAGCUGGGAGAAUUCUGAGAUGCCUUUCAUAAGGCAUUUUCUUCAGAAAAUUCUUUGGGAUUGAGUACCAGUCACCUCUAGCAGUGGCCAACUCUGUAAUACAUUCUUAUGUUAGCUUUUUUUAACUUCUCCCUUUCUCAUCCAUCUCUCUGGUUCUCUCAGAUUACUUCUCAAAUAAAUACCUGUAUGUGA